UUUCUAAUCGCCUCGCGCACAACAAUGAUGAGUUAUGUGCGUGUAUGUGAAUGGUGGGUGACUCAAAACCGGAUUUUACCAUGUUAAGUUUUUUUUUAUAUCGGGUCCAAUUCAUCCUUACAAAACUUAGACUUGUAAAGCGACGGUGUCACUCGUUAUAAACUUUAGUGGCCUUGUCUGUAAUUGAUGCGACACUUGAAUUUUCCGAUAAUAUGUUGAGUUAGUGUCUGUUUGGAAAAGUGAAAACCACGUUAAAAACGCAUGUCUAUCUAACUUUCUAUUUUGUAGCUUCUCAAUUUCACGUUCAAAUUGGCAUUGGAACGUGAGUUUGACAAUCAAAACUUUGAACCAAACAUGCUAACAGAAAACCAUUUAAAAAUCCACAUUGAGGAAUUAUAAGUAUCUCAAAAUUCUUAAAUCAUUAAUACUUCCUAUUUCAUAAUGUUUUUAACAUGUCCACAAAAUUCCAUACAUUGACACUACAACAACAACCAUUUUUCGGCAGUUUUCUAUGCAAGAGGUUUUGAUAAAUUCAAACGCGGUGAGGAUUGACCACUAAUAUAUGUUUUCAUGUAUUUCUUUUAGGGUGUGUUUGCAAGUUGGUUUUUGGAGGGGCUAAGUUUAUAUUUUGAUAUGUAUUUGAUAUUUUAAAAUUCCAACUUGCAAACACACCCUUAGCAUAUUCUUUUAAAUUUCAACAUUUCCAACACCUUAAAUAGAAAGAAAAAAAAUAUUAUUCCUCUUAACAACGCUCCAGUUUGAAUCUGGUUUAUUGUUAAAGGAAGACAAUUUUAUUACCACUUAGAAGACUUUUAAAGUCAACCGUUCCUUAGAAAGAACCUAUGAUGGAAACUCAACCAACCACCAUAUCAAAAUGGUUCUAUUCUUCCUUCUAUGUUUUUUUUUUUCAUUUCUAUUAUACUUAUUUUUUCAGUCACCUUCUUGUAAAUUCACAGGUAUUUUUGACAUGCAAAAAUAAUCACAAAUCUUUGAACUCUCAGCCAUGGAUGAGAAAGUAGAUUGGUCUCAUCUCCCCAAAGAGCUAUGGUCCAAGAUAGGGAAGUAUCUUGAUAAUCACAUAGAUAUUCUCAGAUUUCGGAGUGUAUGCGAAUCAUUUCGUUCUUCCAUUCCUCCAUCUCAUCCAAAUUCUCCUUCUUUUCCUUUACAAAUACCUCACACCAUUUUUGACUCCCUAUAUUACCUUCAUCAAUCAACUAUUUAUCUUAUUGAACCAACUAAUGGAAGUUCCAACUUCAAUUUACCACCUUUAGCACCUUCUUAUACCAAAGGUUGGUUGAUCAAAGUGGAAGAAUCAAAUAAUAAUCCUUUGAAGAGUUUGUUGAGUCCUAUCUCCGACUGCAAAUUAUCAUAUCCUCUUGACAGUAACAACAGUUCUCCAAUUAUAUGGAACUUGUUGAAUUAUAGGGUCAUUGAGCUAUGCAAGUCAUAUACAUUUCAAAAGACACUAUACUCACCAAGUUAUGUGAGCAAAGUUGUGUUCUAUCCUAACUCUCCUCGGAUUAAUGUUGGGGAUUGUGUAGCCUGUUGUAUCUUUCAAGAAGGUAAAUUAGGAUUCAUGAAAUAUGGAGACACAAAAUGGAAACUUGUGGAUGAAAACAAUUUCUUCUAUGAUGAUGUCAUUGUGUUCAAGGGUCUGUUUUAUGUUACUGAUAGAUGGGGAACUAUUUCAUGGAUUGAUAUUUCUUCUUUGAGGUUGAUACAAUUUGCACCUCCUUUGUGUGGGUUUGGAAACAAGAAACAUUUGGUGGAAUCUUGUGGGAAUCUUUAUGUUGUUGAUAGAUACUAUGAAGGUGAAAACAUGAGAAGUAACAAUGUUGGAAGACACCAUGAUCAAGACGCGGUUGUGGAGUGUUUCAAAGUUCAUAUGUUGGAUGAAGAAUGGGGGAAAUGGGUUGAUGUGAAAAAUUUGAGAGAUAGAGCCUUUGUUUUAAGCAGAAGUUGUAAUUUCUCAGUUUCAGCUAAAGAAUUAAUUGGAUAUCAAGGGAAUUGCAUCUACUUUAAGGAUACUUUUAAUGCUCGUAUGUACAACUUGGAUGAUAAUAUAAUCAUUACCAUUGAUCUUGAUCCUUGCAUUGACAAGACUUUGUUGUCUCAUUCACGUUGGAUGAGAUGUUAAGAGCACAUAACAGGUCUAGCAAUGGAGUUUUAAAGUUAAAAGAGUCUGUAUGAAGAAGAACGCCUCUCCAUAAAGAAGUGCAGAAUGUCGUUUUGAGGAUGAAAGACUUGGUACAUCAGAAUGACAUCUUCUACAUGUUUUCUUGUUACUGUCUAGCUUGCUUCUGUCAUGAUUAAUUUUCAGCUGAGAAUUUGUUGUCAAUGUAUAUAAUUAUUAUUCCUUAAAGAUCAGGGCACAAUGUUUUUAUUUUAUUUUAUAGUUUUACUUGUGAAAAGAUCAUAUACAAUAUACCAAUCAAUGUUGAGACAAACUUAGAAAUCAUUUGCACUAAGAUUAACAUUCAA
Medicago truncatula (barrel medic) is the source of this 2481-nucleotide messenger RNA. RefSeq names its product F-box protein At4g35733. NCBI's taxonomy places the organism in Eukaryota, Viridiplantae, Streptophyta, Magnoliopsida, Fabales, Fabaceae. The transcript is spliced from 2 exons. Bases 1004 to 2137 code for a protein of 377 amino acids. Gene Ontology annotation, molecular function: protein binding. The record is from RefSeq and is a predicted model, not a curated record.